Molecule: messenger RNA, 3860 nt
Organism: Ailuropoda melanoleuca (giant panda)
Lineage: Eukaryota; Metazoa; Chordata; Mammalia; Carnivora; Ursidae
Gene: KLRG2
Product: killer cell lectin like receptor G2
Exons: 6
Coding region: 2314-3543 (409 amino acids)
Source: RefSeq, a predicted model, not a curated record
GCAGGAACGCUUUGGGGUGGGGACUGGAUCUAACUCCCAGGCCCUGUGCAGGGGAGGCUGAUGGGUGGCCCUUAGCUCGCCUGCACCCCGCAGCCCAGGGCCCCUUCCGCAGAGGAAGGCGGGCCUGGGCCAUCUCUGAGGGAGGCCUCGUGUGCGCAGUGCCCUGGUCUUCAAAGGAGAGGCCCGCGGCGCCCGUGAGCUUAGCUCUGAGAGCCGCCACUGGGCGGAAGACCUGUCUGCAAGGAGGGCUGGCUUAGGAAAGCCCACUCUGUCGGGAGCGGGGAAAGGUGUUCAGCGAGACAGGGGUACCGGAGGGAGCUCCACAGCUCAGAACAGGCCUGGCCUCCCGAAGCGCCACCUCCAGAAGACAGGACAGGGGAGGACGGAACUCCUAGGUUCUUGAACCGGCCUCCGGGAGAGCCACCUACCGCCCCUUCCCCCCACCUGCUGCAGCACAGAGCCCAGGAACAGGCACAGCGCAGCACGCAUCCAGGUGGGGACCAGACUCCCGGCGCCUAUUUGCAGACACCCCCGAAACUUUACUAGGAGUUUCCUUGCAUCCGCUAGGUUGGCUUCGUGGAGGGAAAGUGUUACCGGACACAGCACCGGGUCCGAACUCAGGUUGGGCUGCUCGCUGCUGGAAAAGCAAUACUCGCGAGACAAUUGAUGGUGGGAAAGGAAAGGUUGGUUGCUUUGUUCAGUAAGCCGGCAACUGGGAAGUGGGUGGACUCACGUCGCAAAGACCAUCUUCUCCGUCCAGGCGAAGUCAGAGGGUUUUAGAGGGGAAGGGAAAGGGGGAGGGUAGAGAAGGGUCUGCAUGCUGGAGAAGCAGGUGUCCUGGUGCUUAGUCCUGUUGUCGGCAUGAUCCUGAACAGACUUGCUGGCAUCCGGCAGCUGAUCUGAUCUUCUAGCAAAGUCCGCCCCUUCACCCCCCAAGGCCAGUGGUCUGCAAAUCUCCAAGAAAGUUAUUUCUGCUACAGACCAAGGGACUUAGGUCAGCAAGCAAGGAGUGCAUAAGCUUGAAGGAAGGUAACCCUUAAGACCGGUUGGCAGGCUGUUACAAAAGCACCCACCCCCUUUAAGUGAGUAGCUUCUCUCUACAAGCACUAUACUCCCAAAGGCUGAUGUCCUCCUUCCCUGCAUGAUCUUAUAUUGCGAGGGAAAGAAAGUUCUCAAUAGGCACCACUCACUGAGCCCUGUACAUAAGCUUGGUUGGGCUGCUAGGGUUCCUUGGAUUUAGAAUAUGGGGUAUUUAGCACCUCUUAUCCACAGCUUUAGACCUUCGUUGCCAUUCUUGAGCAACAGGACAAAUCCCCCACCUGUAUGAAAUAAGUGCCUUUAGAGAAGCCCUGAGGACAGAGAGAGCAAUCAGAGCUGCCGUGUAUGUUCGUGCAAGUUACUCACUGCACAAGGGCACCUGGUGGAAGUGGAGGGGUAGCCACUGGGCACUGGGAUCUGGAACUCAGCCCUUACCUGAUCACAAAGUCAUAAGCCUGGCAAGGGCUGUGUCUGCCAGGAGGAAGGGGAGCCUUCUUCAGAUUCACCUGCUCUCCCAGGAGCCUGCCCACAGCAGCCCCCUUUUCCUUCUCAGGCACGGAGAAGGGCAGGCUGUAGCCCUUGGGGAGUUAGGUGACUGCCUUUGAAGAAAAGGCUCCUGUAUGGAGCCCCAGCCCAGGAUUCUUUGGUUUCUGUGGGCCACAGUCACCUCACUUCUCCCACAAAUAGAAACUCCCUUGGAGGUACACAGCGUGUUAGCCGGAGGGCCCCACCUUUUCUGGUGUUUGUAGUCUCCAUCGGGGCACUGCUGGGGGCCAAUGUCAGUGCUCGUGUAGAAGCCUGGCGUUUGAUUAUAAGGUUUUUCAGCCAGAAAACAUGUAUUUGCACUGUUCUGUUGACUCUGGCCUGGUUCCUUAAGCCAAGCUGUGAACAGCCUACCCUCAUUUCUCUUGUUCCCAGAAUCCUUUAGGUGCAAAGACACACUUCUAGACUGAAAGGUCAGUAUCAUCCCAGUGGACAAAGAUUAAGGAGGGCCCGAAGAUAUGUCUUUCUCGGUAACCCCGCGGAUAGGCCCUCUGCUCCUCUCCCUUCCUGCAGCCCUGUGAAGGGGGCGGGGUAGCCCAAAGGGGCGUGGCCAACAAAUCCCAGACACAGCCAAUCCCAGAGGGGUCCUUCGGGUGGUCGCGGGGGAGAGGGGCGUGGCCUGAAAAAUUUCAGCGACGAGGCUGGACCAAUCCCGACCCGGGAGGUGAAGCUGACUCCAUACCUGGACCCAGGUGCGCUCGCCCCGCAUCUCUCGGUUGCUUCCUUCACCGGAUGGAGUGGGCCCAAGCGGCGUCCGGAGGAGACCAACCCGGGGUCGAGUUCCCAAUGGAGCCCUUGGGGAGCCAGGUCGCGGGACUGGAGCAGCCGCAGGCCCGCGCAGAGGAGCGACGGCUCGAGAGUUCCGAGAGCAGCCCGAGUCUGGCCCGCGCCGUAAAGGAGGCGGCGGGCGCGGGCCAGGACCUCUCCGGCGGGAAAAAGCUGCCCCCGCCUCGCCCGGCGCUCCUGCGGCUCCCGCCCCCCAGCUUGGGCUACGGCGCCUUCCGCCGCCAGGCGUCGGCCGGCUCCGAGCCGCCGUCGCCCGGCCCCGUCGCGGCCGAGCAGCCCCGGGCGGGCGUGUCGCCGGGAGCCGAGCCGGUGCCAGGGGAGCCGCAGCAGGGCACCUGGGCCCCGGUGGAACUGCAGGUGGACGUGCGCGUGAAGUCCGUGGGCGUGGCGGGCGGCAGCCGCGCGCCCUCGCCGGCGCCGUCGCCGCGCUUCCUCACCGUGCCGGUGCCAGAGUCCCCGGCCUUCUCCCGCCACGCCUUGCCCGCCCACCCGCUCCUGCCGCGGACUCCAGCCCGGCCGGAGCACGGCCUCGACGCCGAGGGACGGGCGAGCCCCGCCGACGGGCGCUCGGAGCCCCCGGGCUCCCCCACGUGCCUCGGCCGCUGCAGGGAGCUGGAGCUGGAGAAGAAGGAGGACGCCGCGCUGCUGCACCGCGCCGAGACGGGCGGCGACGAGAAGCUGCCCCGGGCCGUAAAGUUCAUAGGGCUGCCUAUGUACAUGAAGUCCCUGCGUUGGGCCCUGGCAGUCAUGGCUGUGUUUCUGGCCGUGUCCGCAGUCGCCAUCGUGGCUCUGGCUUCUAGAGCAGGGACCAGGUGCCGGCCAUGCCCCCAGGGCUGGAUGUGGUCCGAGGAGCGCUGCUACUAUCUCUCUGCCGAAGCUCAGGCCUGGGAGGCCAGCCAGGCUUUCUGCUCGGCUCACCAGGCCACCCUUCCGCUGCUGAGCCACACCCAGGACUUCCUGAGCAGAUACCCAGUCACCAAGUACUCGUGGGUGGGGGCCCGGCGAGGCCCCCAGGGCUGGCACUGGAUCGACGGGGCCCCACUAUCGCCCCAGCUACUCCCAGAGGAAGAGGAGGACCAGCCAGAUCUCAAGUGCGGGGGCCUGGAGGGAGGCAAGCUGGUGGCUUUGGACUGUGCCUCUCCAAGACCAUGGGUCUGUGCCAAGGGGACCAAGUGACUUGGGUUCUGCCCGUCCUGAGACUUGGGGGGCAUGCAGCCCCCCCAGGGGAAGCUAGGUUGCUAGCUGGGGUAGCCUCUUCCCUGGACCAAGACUUCCAGGUCUCCCUGCUCUGUGCUCAAGGGACCCUUUCUGAGCCUACUGGGGCCUGGACUUCCGGCUCAGGCAGAUCACGUCCAAGGGAAAGGAGGAUUUCUGCGGCCCUGGGCUGACCGUCCAGCUUCUGAAAUGGAUUUGUUUGGUUACCUUGGGGUGGUUUUUUUUUUUAGCAUUUUUGAAUCUAGUUUUCUCCCUCAUUAAAAUGGCCAUUUCCCAUC